UUUUGCCAACCUGAUCAAAAUUUAGGAAAACAAUAACAAUGCGUUUUGACAGUUCGCAGCUGUGUAUCGUUGGAUUGUUUUCUGUUGUGGAACUUUAUGCCGUAUUUGUGUAUUUAUUACUUUACUGUGCUUAAAAAGUAAAGAAAAAGCUAUAAUUUUUAAUAGGUUUCCGUUUUCCUUCAAUAAUCCACAUUUUUUCAACAUGAUCAAGAUUUCUUCAUUUUGUAAAGUGGUAAUCACUUAACAAAACGGAGAAUGGAUCCGUCGAUUGACAAUGAUUGGCUUGGUAUCAAGAAUGACCCCCUCGAAGAAACUCAGUGUGUUGGUAAUGUGGCAAGAAGCUGGCAGUGGCGGGAGCAUGGCAUUAAUCCCCCACACAGCCAGCCCAACAAAACAGUACUCGAAAACAUUGCUGAAGACAUCUUAGUUCGGAAACAACUUAAAAUUCGAUGUUGUGAUUUGCCAGGUUAUCCAAGAUCAACAUUUUUGAUGGUUUUUAGUCCUGAUGGGACUAAAGUGGCAUCAACUCAUGGUAAUCACAAUGUGUAUGUAUCAGAGCUAGCUAGUGGCAAGCACGUCAGAAUACUGAAGGGACACCCCCGAACACCGUGGUGUAUUGCAUUCCAUCCAUCGCACCCACAAUUGAUUGGAUCUGGCUGCCUCGGAGGUCAAGUGAGGGUGUGGGACAUCUCCAGAGGUGGCAGUGAAGUUUGGAAUGUGCGGAAUGAGACUGUGAUAGCAUCAAUAGCUUUUCAUCCUAGAGAACAGCUAUUGGUGAUAGCAACAUACAAUGAACUUUAUUUCUGGGACUGGAGCCGACCUAAACCAUUCACCAAAGUUUCGACUAAUAAUGUCAAUGAAAAAGUUAGAUAUGUAGCAUUUGAUGCACUCGGCUACAAAUUAAUAACAGGUAUAUCGCUAUGGUCCAACCCUAGUGGGGGAGCGCCAACGGUACUGCAAUCAAAUGGGACUUGGACUGAUACGACGUCGCCUAACAAUGCUAACAACUCUCGCAGAGAUGACUUUGAUGAAGCUCCUGGGAGUAGCAGGUCUCAAGAAAGCUCGGGAUCAGCACAAGAUAUGAUUGUUAAUUCAUACCAAAACUUAGUACAAAGAUAUGAUAGUUUGGUAAGGAAUUACCAAAGACUAUUCAUGGUGAGGCAUCGACUCACCAACACACCACCUCCACCAAAUAUGAUUGAUCGAGGUACUGAUCCUAUGGAAACUGAUGCAUCACCAAGUACAUCAGGCUGGUCACGGUCGACCCGACCGUCAACAUCUGCAGAGCGAUCUGACAACGCUAAUCCAACUCCCGGACCUUCACGUCGGCAAGAUGGCGGCGAUAGUGGUGAUGGAGAAGGGAGUAGCAGUCGUUUAUUAAAUCUAGAUGUAUUGACUUUCGACAGUAAUCCCACCAGGAAUGAAGACAGUACUCCAGAAAAUUCCACAUUUGGAUCAAGAGCCUCGCUUUUUCAGCGCUUGAAUGAAUCGGGUCGUUCUUUUAGGACAGUUGAUCAGAAUGAACGUAUAACUAGACUUUUACCUAACCCAUUUUCAUCUACUCUAGGUAGAUCACAAACAAGCAGAACAACGACGACUGAUAAUCCUAGUGAUUCCAAUGCAAAUACACCUACUACGUCCAGGACUAGUAUUUUUACAUCUUCAAGGCGUCCAGAGCUUCUGCGUCGGCGGCGUAAUUCCUCGCCUUCGCAACACAGCCCUCAUUCAAAUAUAAAUAAUGAUGCAUCCCCCUCUAAUAACGAUUCUCCGUCUAUUUCAACGCCACGUCCAUCAACUUCUCAAUCUAGCAUUCCUGAAAGCAUGCCAUCUACAUCUCGAGGGUCGGCCCGGCCAACAAUGACGAAUUCCUCUACUCAAAUGAGUCCCUCCCCUGUUGAUGCUCAGACUAUAAAUGAGAGCCUCGACUUGAUACGGGACAUAUUGAGAGACUCCGGUACACGAUUAUUAAAUCUAAUCACGAACAUGUCCUUAUCGACCCUGGCUAGCGUGGAACGUAAUAUGCCUCGCCGUACCGGCUCGCGUGCCUACUCUGAUGAAGGUGACAGCACCCGGUCUACUCCUAGGGUAGGGAUGCGACCGGCACGCUUGCGACUUUUGAAUUCAAGCAUGCCUCGAGAUAUUUUUUCGUCCAGUUCAGAUUCCGAUAGUGAUCAAUCUCUUGAAGUGAGUAUUUUUAGGACUCGAAAUUCAUCGUUUCGUGAAGAUGAAUCACGAGAAAACGAAGAUCAAUCGAACAGCCCAUCUGAUUCGCCUGAUUUGCGUCUAAGUCCGACCGACCGUAUGGUGAUCGAGUUGACCGCUGAUCUACAAGCCGACGAACUAACUCGUGGUGGUGCUUAUACUAUGGCAAUGGCAAGUGGUAGAUUCCGCGUUCGGUCAAAUAGUGAUGACGACGAGGACGAUCCACAGCCAUCGACCAGUGGAACUACUGAGGAGAGAAACGAAGCGUCCACAAGUUCCCGUACUCAAAAUAACUCUACCAAUAGCACUCAAAAUAACUCUACCAAUAGCACUCAAAAUAACUCUACCAAUAGUACUCAAAAUAACAAUAAUUCAGAAAGACCUUCUACAAGUCGUGACACUUUUUGGGUUAGAGGUGGUCAGCUCACGCUCCCUCCGCAUGAAGCAUAUCGCAAAGUAAGGAUCGGGGUUAAUGCUUUGCAGAAACAUACUUUACAGCUCACGAAUAUGUGGUUACGGGGAACUCGCGUAACUAUGAGAGAGCUAAGAAACAUGUGGGAAAAUUUGCGUCGGCGGGUUUUGAUGCUUCAUAGAGAGACUGGCAGGAAUGAUAUACCCAGUUAUUAUACCAGAUCUUUGUUAGAGCGUUGUAUGAUGUUGACUGAAAUGGCUGAGAAUGUGUCUCGCACGACAAGGUCGCCUCGUGCUCCUCAAAGAAGUGAAGGAAGUGAAAAUCCCGAGGGAAGUCGUACUGCACCUGCGAGCGAUGAUACUGGCGUUUCUAGUUCUCCAGUGAGGGACUCCAAUCCGCCAACUCCGUAUAGCAUUGGCUCAAGACAGCCUCCAGGAAGGUCCCCGUUAUCCCGUUCGCCUGGUGGCCAUAUUUCACCUUCUAUGAGAAGAAGAUUACGAACCGGCUAUAGGUGGCGACCCGAAGACGAAAUAAGACGACGUUAUAGGAAUCUAACUACAAAUCGCGGAACUCCACGAUAUUCUAACAGGGCGCGUCGUGAUUUUGCGCGUGCGUUAGAAAUAAGCGCUACUCGACACGUCAUUCGCGUGAGAGCUAUGCAAGUACUAUCAGUGAUGUUUAACAUGAUGAUGAUGUGUUUAGAAGAGCGAGGUCUCAGCCAAGUCAUCAUAAACAUGUUAAGGUCACUGAAAAAGGCAUUAGCUCUGACGUGUUUAAUGUUAAUGACGAACAGAAACGUAAGAUCUAACAAUAAUCCGGCAAAUCCUAAUCAACGAGUUGAAUCUCUAAAUGUUGUUCGUAUUGAAAAUGUUGAACAUCCUGGCCCCGUCAAUGUAGACGGACCCGAUGAUCCUUCUUCCCCACGAGUGCCAAAUGAUACUGAAGAAGAUCGUACGCAAAAAGUUGAUAAAAGUACUGAGCACAAACCAGAGGAAAAUAGCCCUCAACCUUCAACUUCAUAUGAAAAUAGAAUGCAAGACGAUACUGAAACGUCGCAGUCCGCUGCCCAGCAUUGGAGCAAUCGUCUUGCUGUUCAAAUCGCCGCUGCCAAUAGAAAUAAUUCUGCAACAGCUAGAAGCAGACGUGAAUUAUAUUUAGAAAGUAGAAGAUUGAAGGCCUUGCACAGGACUAAUCCUACAGCGCAUCCAAUGAUUAAAAAAAGAGCUUUGCCGCCCUCUUCAACUUACAGAAUACCUGCAUUACGUCACGUACCCACUAAAAUUAAAUCAAAAAAGGUGACAUCAAGAAAUGAACCUGCUAACGAACCAGUUGCAGGCCCUUCUAAUGCGUCUCCCCCAGCUGAAAAUCCGAACGAGGAUGCUCCUAGAUCAGAAGUUUUGAAUGAGUUUGAACACAGAGUAAACCUUAUCAGAAUUGCUCAUUUACAAGCUAUCAGACUGAGAAAUGCUGCUAGAAAUAGGUUCCGACGACUACAGACUAUUCGAUUGUACACUCCUUCGUCUGUGAGAGACAUGUUCGCUUUGCAGCCAAAUAAUUCUGAUAAUCCGCCAGAAAAUAGGUCUCCGCAAAAUGGGUCUGAAUUUAGCCGGCGGCCUUUCGCUGCGUAUCGGCCUCACAUAUUGACGCCUCGCAGCGGCGAGUCAACCAGCCGGGGCCCAGAGGAGCCGCCGGGUCAGUUCCACACGGUGCUGAACAACGUCGCCAUGCCCUUGAUGCAGGUCAACGACCUGCCGGCGAACCCUGAAGCCCCAAGCGGCCAGCAACAGAGGCUACCGCGUAUUCACGAAUACUUGCAACCCAUCAUUCUGGCUCAGAACGCGAUGCUAGUCGACGACGACGCCGGCGGUCCUGAGGGAGGCGGCGGGCCGGGUGGGCCUGGCGGCGGGCCGGGCGGGCCUGGCGGGCCAGGGGGCAUCGGGCUGGGGGGUGCGCGGCGGCUGGGCGGCAUGGCGGGUCUGCUGGACGCCGGCAUCAUAUCCGAGGCGCUGCCGGCCCCGUCCCACCGCGUGCAGGCCUGGGACUUCACUAUGGGCCGCCCUCCCCACAUUGCUGACAGUACCAAGAACGUGGUGGUUCAGAAGUGCAGGAUCCACAAUGAUGCCAGCAUUGAUAUCUCCAAAGAUGGCAGGCUGCUAGUGGCGCUUCUCCCUGUGCCGCGCCUGAGGCAUACGAAUCAUUGGCUCGGCGUAUACUCGCUAGAGUGGUCUCGGCUGGGACAGUGCCUGCACACGGCGGUGUUGGAACAGAGCGCGGUAUCAGUGGCUCUGUCGCCCACCGCGCGGCACCUCGCCGUCGGGCUCGGCUCGCGGCGCUUCUCUUCGGCGCCGCACGCGCGUAACAACGUGUUCGCGCUGCUGUACCGCCUCGACCCACUUGAGAGCUCCAGCCGCACAGGACUCUCCCCGAUCAAGGAGCUGGAGCAGAACUGGGAGCACGGCUUCACGAGCCUCAACUGCCUGCGCUGGGCGCCGCAGCCCGGCCAGGGGCUCGUCUACGCCAACAACACCGGACAACUCAUCAUCAUGAGCUAAGCCCUCAGCCAUGCCACUGCCAUCGUCCUAACUCAACCCCAAAUACAUGAAAGGACUCUACAAACAUUUUGACUCAAAAUAUUCAGGAACUACUUUUUGACGGACACAAUCCUAUAUGAAAUUAAGAUACUCAAGAUCGUUUCUUCCACGAAGACGCGCCCAAUUUUUGGUCGAGGGAAGCGCGGGUAGCGGGGAGUUUGAUCCGAACGUCAUUAUUAUAGUGUGCGUGUGCACUCAUGGAUAAUGUAGUGUACCGAUAACACUCCAACGUUAGGGGAAGAAUGGUGGGGCGCGUCUUUGUGGAUGAAACGAUCUAUGCCUUCGCAGAAAUUUUUCAAGAUGGCUUUAUCUUAUACGAUUGAUCUCAGAAAGUUCCAAUUGAUUGGCUUAUCUGAUCGAAGAUUCCGCUUCAGUGGCCAAUUUCGCUAAGUAAAUUUAUUCUGCAUGGUUUAUCUUUCAUGCAAAUAUUAGUAUUGUUGCACAAAUCGCCACUAUGUCAAUAUGAAACUAACUAAACGAGGCUAACUGACUCGCUUUUACUGCGGCCUAACAGAUUUCAUACGUGCAUUCAAGAAAAUGUAAAACAUUUCACAUCGAAUUCACAACUUCAUACCCUCUCUAUUCAUAUUUUAUACAUUAUGUAGUACCUACUUACCCAACUUUUUCAACCAGUUUAAUCAUCGUAGCAUUACACAAAUAAAAUAAUCAACUCUAAUAUUUGAACGAAAGUAAUUCUCAACCAACAUUUUAAUCACAAUUUAUGGAAGUUGAAUAUACAAGGUUUUAUCAACCUUACAUACUGAUUGUCUGAAUAAUGUGUUAAGAUAUAUUGUGAUUAAAGUUUUGGAUUAUAGUAGCCUAGUAAUAAACGACUAAUUGUUAGAAUCUACUGGUAGAUAUUUAUUAAUAAAUAUACUAUUAUAAUAUUUAAUAUUAAAUCUCUUCUAUAACUUUUCAUCAGGUCGUGUCGUAGUAAAAGAGAAUAGUAGAACAUCCUUAACAUCUAGCGUCUAGACUUUGCACUCACUAUUUGUGGGUGGUGGCUCGACGCAGCCCAACGUGUGCAGAAUGUGUUGUACUAUUUUUAUUUUACUGUAUCUAUAAAUUGAUGUUAGUCUUGAUUUUUCCUUUUCAUUUGCUCUCAUCAUGAAAUCCGUACCCUUGAAUCAUUGGGGUGAACAGCGUAAAUAUUAUUAUUAUGCUUAUUCAAUAGCAGGUGUUUUUUCAAUGACAUAACCUUCAAGGGAUCAUCCAGCUGCUAUGAGUUUUAAGUGAUAAUUGUUUUUGUUCAUAAUCAUAAUUAGUUUUUUUUUAAUAAUGUUGUUUACUACCUAUUUACAUAAUUGUUUCAAAGUUAUUAUGGGUAGACUUAUUUAUCUCUGAUAAAUUAUUUAUCAGCAUGUAUGUGUUGAGUUAGUUGCAUCUUAUAUUUUGGAUUCAAGAGAGCAUUUCCUUUGAUUUCUAUAAAUUAACUAUAUUCAUAAAAACUCCUACUUUACACAAUCUAUGUGUAUCUUUUUAUUUUCCGGAUUAGUAGUAUUUAAAUUUUUCUUGACGUAUGAAUAUUAGGUUGUCCUUAAACCUUAAUAAAAUUUAUAAGACCGUACCUAAUCAUAUUAAUUAAAUAAUGCAACUGUAACGUUUAUCUUAUUUUAGACUAGUGAAGUUUUAAAGUGUGGACACACUAUUAACUAUGUAUUUUAUCAAUAAGUCAAAGUUAUACACUUUAUUAGGUUUAAUAUUUAGCGUACAAUUACGAAAGCAACGUUCUACGUUAAUUUCAAUAGCAGUGAUGGGAUGGAUUUAUUUAAAUUGAUUUUAUUUUUGAGUUCUUCCAUUAUGUUAUCGCUACACACUCCAGUUGGGGAUACUGGUGUAUAUCUGCUAAGUAAAAUUAGGUUACUAUCAUGUUUUCAAAUAUUGUUAAUGCAAUAUCAUAGCCAUAUAAAUGUUCUGCGCUAAAAACUUAUUUAUUUUACUGUAGUUAUUAAAUCAUUGGAUUUCUAGUGUAACUAAGCUAGUGCAAAUAUGUUUAACUCAUAUUUUGUUUAAUAGACUGAUUGAUUCGACCAGGGUAUAAUAAUGGAUAGAUUUAUUUGGACCGUGUGGAACAAUCUGAAGGUUAAAAUAGGUUUUUACAUAUUUGCCUAACUGAUAACAGUCAAUUCAAAUUGAAAUCCUUUAAAAUAAUAGGGAUAAUUUUUGCUUUGAAACGUAAUUUAGCCAAUCUUGCGUUGUAUUUUUGCAAGGAUGGGCAUAAUUUUAUUGACACGAGGUAAAUGCAGGCAUACGCGGGCUACGUAUGAGGCACGGGCUGGGGAGACAUUAAAAAAGACGAGUUUAUUAUAAUAUCUAUUAGGUACCCUUUUUUGGUUUGGUUUAGUUACCCAAACCAAAAGUAAGUCCUAAUAGCAACCUGAGGGUGCUUUUGCCAAUUCACACGAUUAUAAUAAGGUUUUAUCUGUUUGACUGUAAUAAUAUGAAAACGUAUGCGUUACCCGCAACAUGAUUGUCAACUGACUGUGAAUCUCGCUAUGAUUUUCUAAUUAAAAUUGUAAUUAUUGAGUAAUCUCAAUGAUGAUAAUUAAUAGUACCCAUUUUAUUUGUUGAUCUGGACUGAAAUACUUUGUUGGACCAUGUCGAAGUCGCCCACGUAUACUAAAUGUAUUUAUUCGUCUCCUAAACCUUCGUGUCGGCUAGUUCGCCCAGUCAAAAUUAUUGAAUGCUAUGUUCGGCUGAUCAUGUAGCUUUCAUGUUUAUAAAACCUACUAAGUUUUUCGUCUUCUAAAUUGCAAGAAAGGUGUUCCGUCUAAACAUCUCUUUUUAUUUAUUUUGAAAAUUAUAAAUAACUUGAAAAAAAUCGAACUGCCUAAGGCGGGAAUUGAACCCACGAUUUCUUUUUAUUUAUUUAUCUACUUCUAUUUGUUUAAAAUGCUUAUUUAUUUAGUAGGUUUGUAAUAUGUGUCUACGUAUAUAACUUGAAGAAUUAAAUACAUAAAAACCAUAUAAAUUGUUGGAGGCCUACAUGGCCAUCACUAUUUAAUAUUUCUUUACUAAGAUUUAAUUAAAGACACGAAGAUUCUGGAAAUAGAGUUUACAGUUAGUAAUUUUUGUUGAGGACGCGGAUGAAUGAGUGUUGUGCAAAAGCACCUCAAUAUUGGAGAGAAGCUUCGAAGGAGACGUUUCUCCAUGUGCUUUAAAUGUUGUAAAGCGUAACGUAAAAACUGACACGUAUCUACCAAGCGUACCUUUUUGGUAAGGCUGUUUACAAAAUAUUACUACGAUCAAUGCCUGCUAUAAAAAUACGUCUACCUAUAAUAGUACCUAUGUGGAGCUCAGUGCAGGUUUAGUACCUUCAAGUGGAAAUGCAUUUUUAUGAAAUAAAUCAUCAAGAUUUGUUCACGAGUUGAGGAGACUUCACGACAGAACUGAAAACGUAAAACAUUUUUGAUCUUGGACAUUGAGGGUUGUUUACUGUGUCGUCUUUUAUAUUGUGGGCUAAUCACGACGCCUCCAUUUAUGUACCUUAGCAGUGCAAUAUUCAGUUAAAAAGGUUUGUAUUUAAUUCUUCUUGUUUUAGUUUUAUAUGAAAAACUAAAUGUUAAUAUUAACUUAAGCAAUAGCUGCUUGUAGGCAUCCAUAUUCAAAUUUUAUCAACG
Ostrinia furnacalis (Asian corn borer) is the source of this 8825-nucleotide messenger RNA. RefSeq lists its product as uncharacterized. Gene Ontology annotation, biological process: autophagosome assembly; mitophagy. The transcript has 14 exons. Gene Ontology annotation, cellular component: Cul4-RING E3 ubiquitin ligase complex; intracellular membrane-bounded organelle. The coding region runs from base 256 to 5166 and encodes 1636 amino acids. Gene Ontology annotation, molecular function: ubiquitin-like ligase-substrate adaptor activity; protein binding. NCBI's taxonomy places the organism in Eukaryota, Metazoa, Arthropoda, Insecta, Lepidoptera, Crambidae. The record is from RefSeq and is a predicted model, not a curated record.